Messenger RNA from Rotaria sp. Silwood2, 1083 nucleotides. Lineage: Eukaryota; Metazoa; Rotifera; Eurotatoria; Philodinida; Philodinidae. The record is from the annotation of a GenBank genome assembly.
AUGACAGAUAUUAAACAUAGCCAAGAUAAAGAGAGACACGAGAUUAACUGGAAAAAUGUACCUUAUUCAUCACAACAAGUUCAACAUUCAAUGAAUAUUUAUACUCAACAACUAGUAACUAAUUCUGAUAACGAUCAAGUUACAAAAAUGAUUGGAAUAUCUUCAACGGCACCAAUUGGAUCGGAAAAUCUUGAAAAAGAAGAAAGUGAUAGUUUAAGUGGUUAUAGUGAUGAUGAAAAUCAUAAACGAAAACAACGACGCUAUAGAACAACUUUCACUUCAUUUCAAUUAGAAGAAUUAGAAAAAGCAUUUCAACGUACUCAUUAUCCAGAUGUUUUUAUGAGAGAAGAAUUAGCAAUGCGUAUCGAUCUAACUGAAGCACGUGUACAAGUAUGGUUUCAAAAUCGUCGUGCAAAAUGGCGAAAACGUGAAAAAAUGAAUCCAUCAUGUAUAUUAAAUACAUCAUCAACAUCAACAACACAUCCAUUACUUUCAAAUACUACACAUACUCAUCCAUUUUUUACUCCACCACCAAGUCUUCUUACACGUCUUAGUUCAUUUACACCUGGAGAAAUUUUAUCAUCAUAUUCAUCAUUAACAUCAUCAUUUCUUAAUGCAACAGCAGCAGCUGCAUGUUUACCAAUGUUUCCACCACCAACAUCAUUUUGGCCAUCAACCAAUCAACUUGGUACAACAUAUCCAAAUAUAGCAAUUUUACAACAAUUAGCACAAAUAGCUGCUGCUUCAUUAGUAUCAACAACAUCUUGUACAAAUGAAAAAGAAUCAAUAAUUGAAACAAAAAUUCAAAAUAAUGAUACGAACAGUAAUGAUAAUAAUAAUAAUACUAGCACAACAACAUCAUCAUCAAGCAAAAAACGUAAACGUUCGAUAAGUAAUUCAAAUGUAAUAUCAUCAGAACAACAAUCAUCAUCAAUAACAAGUUUUGUUACACGUCCUAAUACAGAUGAAAAUCGUUGUACAAGUAGUAUAGCUACUCUUCGACUUAAAGCACGUGAACAUACAACUAAACAACAUGAUUUAUCAUCACCUACAUCAACACCUGCUAUUGGAGUUGUACAAUAA